CGAUGAUCACAAUGAUGAUGAUAAGGGAUGCUCCGGAGGAUGAUGGUGAUUUUGAUACUGACGAGGGAUGCUUGUAACCAUGAUGAUGAUGAUGAUGAUGAUGACGUUGAUGAUGAUGAUGAUGAUAAUGAUGGUGGUGGUGAUGAUGAUGAUGAUGAUAAUGAUGGUGGUGGUGAUGAUGAUGAUGAUGAUGAUGAUGGGGAGCCUCUGAUGCAGUUGGUCGCAGUGGAUUGGUUCAAGGCAGAUGUGCGGAUUGACCACCUUGCGAGGAGAAAAGGGAAUGUUGUCCAGGUAGCGCGUGGAAUGAAGGGCUUUGUUCUUGUAAUUAACCUGCAGGUCCCUGCAGCGCAACAUUACAGCAUGGUCUUUUAUUAUGUACCAAUAGAACCGAUCAAGCAUGGGACUCUAUUACAUCGGUUCAUUGAGGGUGAUGCCAGCUUCAGAAACAACCGUCUAAAGCUCAUACCAAGCGUUGCCAAGGGAUCUUGGCUCGUUAGGCAGAGUGUCGGCACGACCCCCUGCAUUGUCGGAAAGGCGCUUGAAUGCACCUAUCAUCGGGGAGAGAACUACUUGGAGAUUGAUGUGGACAUUGGGUCAUCGGUUGUGGCAAAUGGCGUACUAUCUCUGGUCUUCAGCUUCAUCACAUCGCUCGUGGUUGACAUGGGGUUUGUUAUACAGGGAAACACGGAGGAAGAACUCCCAGAGCAGCUAUUUGGGACGGUUAGGGUCUCAAAAGUGGAGCUCAGUUCUGCCGUCGCUCCCCCCCCGGCAGAUGAUGCAGGCCCAACGGAGAAUGGAUACAGCGCGGUCGAAACACUGUCACAGGGAUCUUGCGAUCAGCAAGGUAAGCUUUGCGACUUUGAGCAUGCAAGUGUAGUUGUUCGGUGGUGUUGCCGCCUUCAACAGAUUUUGUCGUUGCUGCCAUGUUCUGGUUUUCCGGCGGUUCUGAGCCCUUCCCUUGUCUUUGCUGUCGCUUAUCCUUCAGUUCGACGAAUCACUGAAUUCAUUCAUCGAUGGAAGUGCAUGCAUCUGACUGCAAUUAUGUGCUGUAAGAAUGAAUAUGGGAUCAUCGAUUGGGUUGGUAUGUUUCACUGGCAGUCCGAUGAAGAAAGCCCAGCACGUGGAAUCUCGAAGUCGUUAUACUUUGGGUAUACCUCGACAAUAGGGGAAACACGGCAACGACGGAGAUUGUCUUCUGCAAAAGGUGGAUUUGGCAGUCUCAGAGGGAUGUCUCGUAUCCACGACUCAACGAUCUACACGACUCAACGAUUUGCACGACUCAACGAUCUACAUGCAUUUGGACGCUUUCUGGACUAGGUGCAUUUGGAGGAGUCCAGCAAUUUGAAUGUAUCGGGACAAGACCGAGGUCCAGAAACGAAUAGCAAUGUCUAGUGGUGCCAGGCCCAUGUCUCAUACCCGAUGAUGCGGACGUGAAGAGAGCAAGUUUCGUCGUACGAGGACCGGUUUCUUAUUCAUGAAUCAAGGGAGAGAACUCAGGAGAGGUGAGAAUGCUGCAGGGUUGUCCAUUUUCGAGAGCAAGCUUCGUCGUACGUAGACCUGUUUCUUAUUCAUGAAGCUAAUGGGUGAAAGGUUGGUCGGUCUAUUUUCGAGGUGGCGAAAUCCAGAAGGGCGCCGAUCGUCAAGAGAGAUGGUUUUGAGGCGUUUUGAAGUUCUCAAGGGCUACAAAAAUAUUGUAACGUCCUGGGCGAAACACAUUUUAGCGUUCAGAGGUGCUGCUGAAGAGAGGUCCGAAAAAAGCGUCCGAUGAAAGUCCUCGCGUGGUGGAUUAAGCAACACACACAUACUAUUGCCGAAGACGAGCCCGUUGUGGAUGGUUGGCAACUGAACCUCCCACCACUAGACAGGAAUAUCUUAAGUGAUGUCGACAACUCUCUCCUUCUUGGGUAGCAGGUGUUGCUGCAGAGUCUCUCUCUCCGUUUCAUGUGCGCCAGCAGCAGCAUGUGAUCGCCGAGUGCCAGCAGCAGCAUGUGAUCGCCGAGCGCCAGCAGCAGCAUGUGAUCGCCGAGCGCCAGCAGCAGCAUGUGAUCGCCGAGCGCCAGCCGCAGCAUGUGAUCGCCGAGCGCCAGCAGCAGCAUGUGAUCGCCGAGUUGGAGUAUCUCUGCAGAGGUGGGGCACUCUGCUGCUACUGUCUGUCCCUGAUGAAUGUUGAUGAGCUUGCGAUUCCCCCUUCGACAGAGUGCUGAUCAGAGAAUGCCAGUGUCAGUUCAUGACAGGUCACCAGUGGGAAUCUUCAGCACAGGUUACCAACUGUUUCUUGUGUGCUCCGGAAUGGGCUACGGUGUAAGUUUCUACUGUGCUCCAGGAACCGGUAAAGGGUGCAGUGUUUACUGCAAACGCUAGCUAGUUUUCUAGCGGGAGUAAGGAUGUGGUCGGGGAGGGUUGAUCGUGGGUGUAGUUUUUUUGUCGGCACCGGAUUUCUGAGUAGAUCAUUAAAAAUGAAUGUUAGAGGAGCAA
Molecule: messenger RNA, 2475 nt
Organism: Chara braunii
Lineage: Eukaryota; Viridiplantae; Streptophyta; Charophyceae; Charales; Characeae
Source: the annotation of a GenBank genome assembly